UGCGUCGAUGUUAGUUUGACAUGGUCGCCCGCUAAGCCCCAGCGUGCAGCACUUCCUCAGUCUCAACACAAUAACUUUGUUCGCCCCGAGGAUGGAUCCGGGCACAGGACGGAUUGUCCUCCGGAAACAUGGCUCUGAAGCGACCUUCUCCGAGCUGUCCUAUGUCUACCCUCUCAAGUUGCUUUCGCCGCGUCUCUCACCGCAGAACGCCAACGCAGUAUAUGUUUUGACAUACGGCGGCGGGUUAGUGGGAGGUGAUCGCGUCGAACUGUCGGUCGUCGUGGACGCAGGGGCAGCUCUGGUUAUGUUGACUCAGGGCUCUACGAAGGUCUUCAAGAACAGACCUGGGCACAGAUUAUCUGCCCGCUCGCAGGGGACGCUUUCGGACGCCGUCACUACACAAAGCCUAGAAGUCUCUGUUGCACGCGAAGGCGCACUGUUCUUGCUCCCUGAUCCGGUGACAUGCUUUCGGUCGGCAGCAUACAACCAGGUACAAAUCUUCCGGAUCGACACCUCCGCAUCCCUCGUCCUCUUAGACUGGGUGACGUCUGGUCGCAAGUCGCUCGGAGAGGAAUGGGCCUUCUCGCGAUACUACAGCAUGAACGAGGUUUGGAUAUGCGAUCGACCAUUGGCGAAGGACGUCCGGAAGGCGAAGGACGCCCGGAAGGAAAAGGACGUCCGAUUGGUGAAGGACGUCAUGCUUCUGGAGGAGCAAGAGCCAGUCCAUUCCUUGCCACUACGGACGCUGGCCGACUCCCUCGCACCGUAUUCAUGUUAUGCCACCCUCAUUAUGUGCGGACCACUGGUACAGAGCACGUUGCGCUCCCUCUCAACGGAAUACGCUCAGGUGACCGUGUUCAAGCAUGCUUCUCCCCCAGACUUGCUAUGGUCGUUCAGCGUGAUAGGAGACGGUACAGCUUGUGUGGUGCGGGUGGCAGGAACGGAGACGGAGACGGUCAAGGACUGGCUGGGUGAAAGGCUGGCGCCGUUCGAGGGUGCGAUGGGUCCUGACCUGUAUCACAGGGCCUUUGGAUAAACGAGCAGGCUCGGAGGGAAAUCGAAGAGCAUGAAGACCACCCCGUCGGUAUCUCUUCGAUCUACAUCUACGAUCAUGCCGCCGCACAGAUCCAGAUCCUCCGUCGUGCGCUCGUCCGACCGUCAGUGCCGUUCGAACAGAGUAGACAAGGUUCACUACCACUCGUAGGUGCGAUGAACUGGCCACCUGCUAGAUCUGAUCACGUACAACGCCCCCACUACUUGUGCAUGUACACCAGCAUGACAUCGGGAAGGAGACUGUGGCGGCGUCUAG
Messenger RNA from Rhodofomes roseus, 1309 nucleotides. RefSeq names its product UreD-domain-containing protein. Gene Ontology annotation, molecular function: nickel cation binding. The coding region runs from base 92 to 1036 and encodes 314 amino acids. The record is from RefSeq and is a predicted model, not a curated record. NCBI's taxonomy places the organism in Eukaryota, Fungi, Basidiomycota, Agaricomycetes, Polyporales, Fomitopsidaceae. The transcript has 2 exons.